AUGCUAGCUUCCACACGGUCCCGUCUCUGCCUCGCGGCCCGCUCAUCCCCUUCCCGCCUCCUCCCCCGCGCCUUCACAACCACCGCACCACGCCCAUCCGAACCAUCUGAGAACGCCGUGCCAACCAACGACCCCAAUCCGCACAGGAAGUUCAGCCCAAUCUCCGUGACCAAUGCCACGCCUACAGAUGCCAUGGGCGCCCAGGACCUCCCCCUGCAAGAAUCGGUUGAGCACGCACAGCGCGAGCUGGCCAAGCAGGCGCCCAACCGCACCGCCAUCUGGGCAAAGAGCCAGCAGCCGCGGGAGAUGGCCAUGACUGGACCGCGGUUCGAGCAGACUAUUAUGGAGUACCAGCCCCGACCGUACGCAGCCAUCGAAUUGAUCCACAAGCAGCCCGUGCGAUGGACGAAGGAGAAAGUCGUCUCAUGCGACGGUGGCGGAGGUCCCCUGGGUCACCCCCGAAUCUUCAUCAACACAGACAAACCCCAGAUCUGCCCGUGCGAAUACUGCGGGCUUCCAUUCGCAAACGAGCACAACCGGAAAGCGCUGGAGGCACAGGGACAGACGUCGUAUCCCUUGGAACCGCUGGGACACCCGGCGGAGGUCAAUGAGUCGCAGCGGAUUACGCCAGAGGGGUUCGAGCAACGAUAGAAUGAGAGCGGAACUACCGCAAGACCACAGGAACAAAAACGCGUUACAAUAGAUCCUUGUUUUCUUCUUGUUUCAUUUUGUCUUUUCAAGUAUUUCCAAAUAGCCCAAAUAGCUAUGCGCCGCCUUUUCUUUUCUUUUCUUUUUUUUUCUCCCCGUUCCAGUGCUAGUUUGCACUAAUCCAUGUCGCGCAUUUUGUUCCUUCAGUUUC
Messenger RNA from Histoplasma capsulatum G186AR, 859 nucleotides. Its product is annotated as NADH-ubiquinone oxidoreductase. The transcript is spliced from 3 exons. The record is from RefSeq and is a predicted model, not a curated record. Lineage: Eukaryota; Fungi; Ascomycota; Eurotiomycetes; Onygenales; Ajellomycetaceae. Gene Ontology annotation, biological process: mitochondrial electron transport, NADH to ubiquinone. Bases 1 to 651 code for a protein of 216 amino acids.